AGAAGCAGCUGGUUCUCAUCCAGAUCCUCCAGAGAGACCAGGAGGAGAAGCAGGACGCUGACUGGACGAUGGAGGGAAGACGUGUUCUGCAGCUGCUCUGUCUGACCUUCACUCUCAUCUCCACCACUCUGCCAUCUCCUCCAGGACUGACUGUGAGUCCCAGCAGGUCUCAGUUCCUUAAGAGAGACUCAGUGUCUCUGAGCUGUGAGGAGGACGGAUGGACAGUUUGGAGGAAGAAUAGCAGGAGACAGAGGAGUUCAUGUAAAGACGGGUGGGGAAAACCUGCUGGUUCCUCCUGUAACAUCACAGGAAUUUACCCCCUGGACAGUGGAGUUUACUGGUGUGAGUCCAGAGAGGGAGCAGCUGGAAGCAGCAUCAACAUCACUGUAGCUGAUACAGUGGUCCUCCAGAGUCCAGUCCUCCCUGUGAUGGAGGGACAGGACGUCACUCUGGGUUGUAGAACCAGCGCUCCCUCCACCCUCUCAGCUGAGUUCUUUAAAGACGGCGUCUCCAUCGGGACCGAGUCCACAGGUCACAUGACCCUCCGCCAUGUGUCCCGCUCUGCUGAAGGCCUCUACAGGUGUAGCUUCAGAGGUGUUGGAGAGUCUCCACCCAGCUGGAUCUCUGUCUCAGGGAACCACAAGACAGAUCCUCCUCCUGGUUCCUCCUCUGAUCCUCCUCCUGGUUCCUCCUCUGAUCCUCCUCCUGGUUCCUCCUCUGAUCCUCCUCCUGGUUCCUCCUCUGAUCCUCCUCCUGGUUCUCCUCGUCCUGGUUCUCCUGGCGCUGAGUUCAGAGUUUUCUGCCACCUGGUGGUUUUCUGUCCGUACUUCAUCUCCACUCUGCUCAUGGUGUCGAUAUAUCGAGGCAGAGCCAAAGGAGACAGUGUGCCCGUCUCCAUGGUGACCGCUGGUGAGGUUCAGGCCUCUCAGGGAUUGGACGAAGACUACGAUGACGUCAUGGCGGCGGUCAGCACGGAGCAUCACUUCUGAAGUCAACCAAACUCCUUUAAACUUUAUUCAUGUGAAGCUUUAAACACAGCAACAGUGGAGGAAAUUGAAACAAGAAAAGGAAUCAAGACAUGAUCCAAAAAAAUAAUCUGAAGGUCUUCACUG
Salarias fasciatus (jewelled blenny) is the source of this 1112-nucleotide messenger RNA. RefSeq lists its product as uncharacterized. Gene Ontology annotation, biological process: cell surface receptor signaling pathway; immune response. The transcript is spliced from 6 exons. Gene Ontology annotation, cellular component: external side of plasma membrane. Gene Ontology annotation, molecular function: transmembrane signaling receptor activity. Lineage: Eukaryota; Metazoa; Chordata; Actinopteri; Blenniiformes; Blenniidae. Bases 69 to 989 code for a protein of 306 amino acids. The record is from RefSeq and is a predicted model, not a curated record.